AUGCGAUUAAAAACAUUGUUUCAAAAAACCGGUGUAGGUAAAAUUGGUUGGGACAUCGAGUUGAGUGGACAGGUUUUGGACGAGUGGCGAGUUACGUACAGUGAUUUUAAAAGCGUUUCACAUUUGAAUGUACCGCGAUGUUACGAUGGCGAGAAUAUUGUUGAUGUACAAAUGCAUGGUUUUUCUGAUGCUUCUUUGAAAAGUUACGGUGCGUGUGUUUAUUGGAGGUUCGAACAUGCUGAUGGUAGUUUUUCUACGAAGUUAGUGACGUCUAAGUCGAGAAUCGCGCCAAUUAAACCAGUCACGAUACCUCGAUUGGAGCUGUAUGGUGCAGUGAUGUUAGCGAAGCUGGUGAAGUAUAUUCGUGAUGAGUUGAGUUUGGUUUAUGAUAUUUCUGUGACACGGUGUUGGAUUGAUUCGUCUAUUGUUCUGUAUUGGAUUAAAAAUGUUAAUAAGAGGUAUGAGGUGUUUGUCGAACGGCGAGUUGGUAUCAUUCGUGAUUUAGUUUCAUCGGACAGUUGGUUUCAUGUGGAGUCAAAGGCAAAUCCUGCGGAUAUUUUGUCGAGAGGUUGUUUGGUAUCUGAGUUGGUGAACAAUAACUUAUGGUUUUCAGGACCUGAUUUCUUGCGCGACACCAACAUCUCAGUCUCGAGUUUUAAUUUCAGUAAUUUCAAGGUUGAUGAUGCGACUUGUUUAAUUAUUGGUAACGAGGAAUCAGAGGAGAGCACCGAAGAAGAAGUUGAUUUAAGUUUUAUGAACAUUGCACGAUAUUCUAAUUACACACGUUUAUUGCAAAUUACCGCAUUGGUUUUACGAUUUGUUGGAAACCUCAGAAGAAAGGGUCGUAAGGAAGAAUUGGUUUUACAUACAUUUGUUACAAAGGACAAGCAAUUGCAUGCAGAAAAGCUGUGGAUUAAAUAUGCGCAAAAAGAUAUAAUUCAACUUCCGAGUUACAAACAGUUACAAAAAGAUUUACGAUUUCAAAAUAUUGAUGGCAUUAUUCGUUGUAAGGGACGCUUAGAAAACGCUCCUUUAGACUUUGAUACUAAGUUUCCAAUAUUUUUACCGAAAAACAUUACUUUAACAAAGCUAGUCAUUUUGCAUUAUCAUGUUCAAGUUUUGCAUAAUGGUUUGAAAGAAACACUUAAUACCAUCAGAUCGAAAUUUUGGAUUCCAAAAGCACGAAAUUACAUAAAGCAGUUAAUCCGACAGUGCUAUUUAUGUCGUUAUUACAAAGGGAAAUCUUAUGCGUAUCCUGUUUCACUAGCAUUACCGGAAUCACGACUAUCCAAUCAUCAUCCGUUUAAACAUACUGGUCUCGACUAUGCCGGACCUUUAUAUGUUCGAAAUGUUUAUCAUGGUGGAAGUAUGUAUAAAGCUUGGGUGUUCUUAUUUACUUGUACCAGUACCAGAGCUUUACAUUUGGAUUUAGUUCCCAAUGCUUCGUCUUCAGGUUGUAUUCGUAGUCUUCGCCGAUAUUUCAGUGAACGAGGUAUUCCCUCUGAAAUUAUUUCUGAUAAUGGUAGUCAAUUCAUUGCCAAAGAUACAUUAUCGUAUGAAGAACUACUGACUGUUCUACCUGAAAUUCAAGCAGUUGUUAAUAACAGACCGCUGACAUUUUUGUAUGAAAACAUAGGUGAGCAACCAUUAACACCUAACCAUUUACUAUUUGGGAGAAAAAUUAAUUCGGAAGCCUCGCAUAUUGAUAGCGAUAAAAAUGAAAAAGAUUUGUGUCAACUUUAUGAUCAUUUGCAACGUAUCAUAAACCACUAUUGUAAUCGAUGGAAAUGCAAAUAUUUGACAGAGUUACGCGAAUAUCACAGAGUUGGAAAAUCACGUGAUGAAACUUCUGUUCGAAUCAAGAUGUUGUUUUAA
This is a messenger RNA of Hydractinia symbiolongicarpus, 1875 nucleotides long. RefSeq lists its product as uncharacterized. The record is from RefSeq and is a predicted model, not a curated record. Gene Ontology annotation, molecular function: nucleic acid binding. Bases 1 to 1875 code for a protein of 624 amino acids. The transcript has 2 exons. NCBI's taxonomy places the organism in Eukaryota, Metazoa, Cnidaria, Hydrozoa, Anthoathecata, Hydractiniidae.